Naegleria fowleri is the source of this 870-nucleotide messenger RNA. RefSeq lists its product as uncharacterized. NCBI's taxonomy places the organism in Eukaryota, Heterolobosea, Eutetramitea, Acrasida, Naegleriidae. The record is from RefSeq and is a predicted model, not a curated record. Gene Ontology annotation, biological process: vesicle-mediated transport. Gene Ontology annotation, cellular component: membrane. Bases 1 to 870 code for a protein of 289 amino acids. The transcript has a single exon.
AUGAAUCACAACCAUUCGUCUUCUUCCUUCUCAUCAUCAUCGGAUCAGCCUCAAUUACGAUUUGCGAUGGUUGGAGUGUUUCGGGAGGCUCUUGAUUCUUCUAAUUUAUUAUUCAAUAAUAACAUCUCCCAAUAUUAUGAAUCUCAAAAUAACAGCUCUAAUGAACCAUCAUCCUGUAUUUUAAUUGGUGAAUACUAUCGAGGCUUAACCAGCAGUGCUCAAAUCUCUCAACAACAUCAGGCUCAAAUGACUCGUCAAAUUUGUUUGAAAAUUGGAGAUAAAGUAUCUCAUACGAAUCAUAAACGAACUCUCACACAGGGUUCUUUAAAUUUUCAUUACAAAGUGGUUGAUAACAAGUAUAUUUUUGUGGUUUGUGCAGAUUCGGAAUGUCCUCUGAGAAUUUGUUAUAACUUUUUGGAUGAUUUAGAAACACAAUUUAAAAGGCAAGGGUUUGAUAAUGAGGGGCUUUCUAAUUCACAUUUUAAACCCAUUUCGAAUAUCAUUAAGGAUCGAAUGGCUCAUUACAAUAAUUUAGAAAAUGAUAAAAUUUACAAAUUGAAAAAUCAAAUUGAUGCUACCAAAGAUGUCAUGAUUUCUAAUAUUGAUAAAGUGAUUGAGAGAGGAGAACGAUUGGAUGUGUUGGCAGAAAAGACUGAUGAGCUACAAGAUCAUGCAUUUACCUUCAAAACAAAAAGUAAGAAGCUGAAAAAUACCAUGAAAAAGAGAAUUAUUCUACUCGCACUGAUAUUGAUUGUAAUUUUUGUAAUCAUUGUUCUGAUUGCAGUGUUUGCUGGUUGCAAUUUUCCAUCCUUUGAUAGAUGCAGAGUUUCUUCCAACAAUAAUAAUAAUAAUAAUGGAAAUAACAAUUAA